AUGGCUACGACCUGGAAUACUUCCAGCGCCAAUGUCGCCGCAAUGGCCCACUUAUUCUGUAUGAAGACGUCGCAAUUAAAUGGGACCGUAAAAUUUGUUAAUAGCAACCAUCGCCAUUCGUACCGUCCAGACGGCCGUCUAGGUGACGGGAAUAGAUGGGUGCUAUCUGUCCCGUCCACCAUCCCGUCCACCGUCCCGUCCACCGUCCCGUCCACCGUCCUGUCCACCGUCCCGUCCACCGUCCCAUCCACCGUCCCGUCCACCAUCCCGUCAGAAUCUUAUCCCAAGUCGAAACGGCGACGGGUAGAGCACCCGUCUAAACGUCCCGUCCAGCCGUCUUGGACAGGUACGGUGCGCAGCCCUACUUUACCCUACCUUGCCUGUGCACCUCAACCCUCUGAGCUCUUGUCAGCCUCUUGGGAUACUUCUCAAGAACCGCACUCCUGUGGGGUUCCAUAUUUGCUUCGGCAUCGUGCCUGGAUUUUCGAGGUCUUUAUCAUGCCCCACUGA
Molecule: messenger RNA, 510 nt
Organism: Laccaria bicolor S238N-H82
Lineage: Eukaryota; Fungi; Basidiomycota; Agaricomycetes; Agaricales; Hydnangiaceae
Exons: 3
Coding region: 1-510 (169 amino acids)
Source: RefSeq, a predicted model, not a curated record